AUGGGUGAAGUCUUAUUUGUUGAAAGGUAUAAGAUUGACAAUGGGGAAGAUACCUUUCUUUGGUAUGAUAACUGGCACUUUUUUGGUUCCUUGUGGUCUAAGUAUGGCAACAGAUUGAUGUGUGUUAUUGCUUUAAAUGCUCAAUCUAAAGUGGCCUCUGUGCUGGGGGUUAAUAGUUGGACCUGGCCAAAUGCUUCUUCUUGGGAGGUUAGGGAGAUCAUUGCCUAUACACCAUCUGAUUUUAUGCCCACUUCUGGUUGUCAUGAUAAACCUAUCUGGCUCCUCCAUAAUGAUGGUAAUUUUAGUAUUGGUUAUGCCUGGAAUUCUUGGAGAUUGAAAUGGCCCAAGGUUAGUUGGGCUAAUCUGGUGUGGAGUCCCUACUCUAUUCCUAGGGUGGGGUUCAUUGUCUGGAUGGCUAUUCUGGGUAGGUUUAAUACUGGAGAUAGGCUUGCCAUCUUUGGUAUUAACCCUAACCCUGUUUGCUCCAUUUAUGGGGUUCUUGGGGAGAAUCAUGACCAUUUGUUCUUCAAGUGUGCUUUCUUAUCUACUGUUUGGGCUGCUAUGCUUUCCAAAUGUAACACUAAUUGGUAUGUGAUGUGGUUGGGUUAUAAGCUGGUCUGGGGGUUGUUAGGGAUGUUGUUGUUGUGGGUUGAGUGGUGUUUUACUAAUAAUUAUUGUGAUGAUCAGCUGGAUGGUUAA
Molecule: messenger RNA, 699 nt
Organism: Camellia sinensis
Lineage: Eukaryota; Viridiplantae; Streptophyta; Magnoliopsida; Ericales; Theaceae
Source: RefSeq, a predicted model, not a curated record